AUGGCAGAUGGGGUGCAGGCCAACCCCAAAGUGUUCAGGAAGAAGGUGCUGGUUAGGCACCCCUCUGGGUGGAUGGGCCCAAGUCUCAGGACCUCUUCUCCCUGGAGAACGUCCAGAUCUAGCUUGGGUAUGAAGUUCUUCACCAUGGUCAUCCUGGCCGGCAGCGUCCUGCCCGAGGCCUGCAGCAGCCUGCUUAACCUGAAGUCCAUGGUGGAAGCCAUCACGGGGAGGAGCGCCAUCCUGUCCUUCGUGGGUUACGGCUGCUACUGUGGGCUGGGAGGGCACGGGCUGCCCAUGGACGAGGUGGACUGGUGCUGCCACGCCCAUGAUUGCUGUUACCAGAAGCUCUUUGACCUGGGCUGUCACCCCUAUGUGGACCACUAUGAACACGCCAUCGAGAAUAAUACUUCGGUCGUCUGCAGUGAGCUCAACGAGACGGAGUGUGAUAAGCAGACAUGCGAAUGUGACAAGAGCGUGGUUCUGUGUCUCCGGAACCAGACGUACAACGAGAAGCAUCGAAACUAUCUCAACAUCUACUGUCAGGGUCCCAUGCCCAACUGCAGCAUCUAUGAGCCCCCCCCGGGGGAGGUGGCCCGCAGACACUUCUCCCCCGCUCCCCCUACACCUCCCUAG
This is a messenger RNA of Leptonychotes weddellii (Weddell seal), 633 nucleotides long. RefSeq names its product phospholipase A2 group IIF (gene PLA2G2F). The record is from RefSeq and is a predicted model, not a curated record. Gene Ontology annotation, molecular function: calcium ion binding; phospholipid binding. Gene Ontology annotation, biological process: lipid catabolic process; phospholipid metabolic process; arachidonate secretion. Lineage: Eukaryota; Metazoa; Chordata; Mammalia; Carnivora; Phocidae.